Molecule: messenger RNA, 4124 nt
Organism: Oncorhynchus kisutch (coho salmon)
Lineage: Eukaryota; Metazoa; Chordata; Actinopteri; Salmoniformes; Salmonidae
Product: 1-phosphatidylinositol 4,5-bisphosphate phosphodiesterase beta-3
Biological process (GO): lipid catabolic process; release of sequestered calcium ion into cytosol; phosphatidylinositol metabolic process
Cellular component (GO): cytoplasm
Molecular function (GO): calmodulin binding; phosphatidylinositol-4,5-bisphosphate phospholipase C activity; calcium ion binding
Source: RefSeq, a predicted model, not a curated record
AUGACAGCGUCUGUCUGUCUGAAAAGAAGAGAGUAGAGAGAGAAAAAAACAACCUUUUUCCCCCUCACUCUUACUCACUGAAUCUCUCCUUCCUUCUCGCUCUGUCCUGCGUGCUCCCCCCUUUCUCAAAAACAUGAAGGAAGAAAGAGAAGAAUCCGGCUGGACGAGUGUGGAGAAGGGAAAGUUUGAGGGCAGCUUUUAAAAGAAAACGAAAGAGAGAGAGGGAGGGAGACAAUAAUAUGCGGAUGGAAUGAAGAUAGGGUGCUUUAUAGCCAUUCAACGCAAUUAAGCGAGACAUACGGGCUGCGCACAAGAACGCAGUUACUUGACUCUUCUCAACGUGAGACUUUUAGAAUAAUUUUAGGAUAGAUGAAUACUCAAACCUCGACUAUUAAGACACAUUAUCGUAUUUACUAAGUCCUAGAGCAGCUUCAUGAGCUGCAAGUCACAGCUCAUCCCGGAAAAGGACUUAGCCCCGAGGACCAAGAGGCAGUGACUAGGGCAGGUCGUCGCACCCGGAGUUUAGGCGUUGCCACACGGCGUUGACCCGGAGCCAUGGCAGGGGCGAAGCCCGGAGUCCACGCUCUACAGCUCAAACCUGUGUCGGUUCACGACAUACUAAAACGGGGGAGCAAGUUUAUCAAAUGGGACGAGGAGCCCAACAGCGGUCACCCAACCCUCAUCACUCUGAAGGUGGACCCAGAUGGAUUCUUCCUUUACUGGACUGGUGGGGCCAACAUGGAGGUGGAGAUUCUGGAUAUCAGCCAGAUCAGAGACACCAGAACUGGGAAGUUUGCCAAACUACCAAAGGAUGCACGUGUCAGAGAGGUGCUGGGAUUGGGUACACCAGGCGAGGGCGGCGUUGCCGUGGAGGGCAAGCUGGUAACGGUCGUCCACGGCAACGAUCUGGUCAACGUAUCCUUCCUCAACUUCCAGGCCAUGCAGGAAGACACCGCCAAGGUGUGGACAGAGGAGCUCUUUAAACUAGCCACAAACAUUCUGUCCCAGAAUGCAUCUCGCAACACCUUCCUCCUCAAAGCAUACACCAAGUUAAAGUUGCAGGUGAAUCAAGAUGGAAAGAUUCCAGUGAAGAAGCAGAGGGCAUUAAGCCAGACGACUUUACUUGUGAUAUGUUCCAGAGCUUUCUCCACAGUCUCUGUCUCCGACCUGAGAUAGAGCGCAUCUUCGUAGAGCUUGGUUCUAAGGGGAAGCCCUUCCUCUCCCUGGAUCAGUUGACAGUUAUAAACCGUCGUCAGAGAGACUCUCGUCUCAACGAGGUGCUGUAUCCUCCGCUGAAGAGAGAGCAGAUCAGACAACUGAUGGAGAAAUACCAGAGCAAUGCCAGCCAGCUGGAGAGAGAUCAGAUCAGUCUGAUGGGGUUCAGCAGGUAUCUAGGAGGAGAGGAGAAUACCAUGGUCCCUCCAGAGAGACUGGACAUCAUAGAUGAUAUGAACCAGCCCCUGUCCCACUACUUUAUCAACUCUUCCCACAACACCUACCUCACAGUUGGUCAGCUGACAGGUCUGUCGUCGGUGGAGAUGUAUCGCCAGGUGUUACUGACUGGCUGUCGCUGUAUAGAGCUGGACUGCUGGAAGGGACGGCCGCAGGACGAGGAACCGUACAUCACGCACGGCUUCACCAUGACCACAGAGAUACCCUUCAAGGAGGUGAUUGAAGCGAUAGCAGAAAGUGCGUUCAAGGCCUCUCCCUAUCCCCUCAUCCUCUCCUUCGAAAACCAUGUUGACUCGGCGAAGCAGCAGGCCAAGAUGGCGGAGUAUUGUCAAAGUAUCUUUGGAGACGCCCUUCUCAUCGACCCUCUGGAGAAAUACCCGCUGAUCCCAGCACAGCCCUUACCGUCGCAGGAGCUGCUGGGUAAGAUCUUGAUCAAAAACAAGAAGAAGCACCACCACAGAGCGUCCACCAGGGGCAGUCUGAGGAGGAGGACCGGAGAGACGGACAGUCUGGGACAGGCUUCACCUCUUAACGACUGUCAUUUCAGUGACAGUGAUGGAGGCCAGCUGCUAUCCAAUGGGGAAGAGAGGCUGGCAGACAGGCUGGUUAAAGACGGAGAUCCUCGCAAAUCUAUUGGAGGGGAGGGAGAAAGUGAUGAGGAGGAGGAAGAGGAACCAGUGGCUGAACUGAAGAAACCGAACUCUGAUGAGGGUACUGCUAGUAGUGAGGUGAACGCAACAGAGGAGAUGUCUACUCUGGUCAACUACAUAGAACCUGUCAAGUUCAAGAGCUUUGAGGUCGCAAACAAGAGGAAUAAGUAUUUUGAGAUGUCUUCGUUCGUUGAGACUAAGGGUAUGGACACCCUGAAGAGUGCCCCCAUUGAGUUUGUUGAGUACAAUAAGAAGCAGCUGAGUCGUAUCUAUCCUAAGGGCACCAGGGUAGACAGUUCCAACUACAUGCCUCAACUCUUCUGGAACGUCGGCUGUCAGAUGGUGGCACUGAACUUCCAGACUACAUCUGUUGUUUUCUUGGGAUCUUUGAACGUGUGUGUGUGUGUGUGUGUGUGUGUGUGUGUGUGUGUAGGUUACCACUACAUCAGCCUGAAGAACGAGAUGAAUCAACCUCUGAUGCUGCCCUCCCUCCUGGUCUACACCGAGGCUCAAGACUACGUCCCUAAUGAACACCAGGAGUAUGCAGAAGCAUUGACAAACCCCAUGAAACAUUACAGUCUCCUGGUCCAGAGAGACAGACAGCUGGCGUCUCUAAUGGAGGACAACAGUGAGAGUGUUUUUGAGCAGCCAAAGGAGGGAGGGCCGGAUUUGGAAGGUGACGCCCCUCUUGUGAAGAUCUCCUCCCCCCUCCAUCCCGUCCCCGCCCCCAUCGAUGACAUCGUUGACCUCACCAGCUCACCUGGUCCAGUUUCAGGCCAGAAAGAGGAUCUUAUUGCAAUAGUCCUGACAAAUCUCCAGGCUCAGUCUAUUGAAGAGCUGAAACAGCAGAGGUCAUAUCUGAAGCUGUUUAACAAACAGUGUAAAGAACUCCAAGAGCUCCGUAAGAAACACCUGAAGAAGGUAUGGUCCCUGAGUAAAGAACAGAAGAGUCGCUUUAGCCAGCUCCACUCUGACACACAGAAACAACGCAGUCAGAUGGAGAAACACCUGAAAUCCAGGCAUGAAGAAGAAUCAGCAGAGCCGGUGCAGAGGCAGCUGACAGCGUUGGAGGCAGAGCUACAGAAACAGACAGUGCAGCUCAGGGAGUGGCAGAUGAGGAGCUUCUCAAACUACGACAAAGAACAACACUCACUGGAGAGAAAGAAGAGACACACACACCUACAAGAGCUGUCUCGGAAACUAGAGGAGACGGCCCAGGAAUGCCAGCCGGCUCAACUGAAAAACCUCAAGGACAUCUGUGCUAGAGAGAAGAAGGAGCUUCAGAAUCUAGACAGGAAGAGACAGAACAGCAUCACCGAGGCCAAGAGCAGAGACCGAGACAAGGCCGAGUCGGAACAGAAUGAGAUCAACAGGAAGCAUAUCUCAGACUCUGUCACUUUAAUCCGCCGGUUGGAUGAGGCCCAGUUAAGGCGUCAGGAGAAGUUGGUUGUUGGUCAGAGAGAAGUCCUACGGCACAUAGAGGAGGAGAAACCACUGCUGAAGGCCCAGUUGGAGCAGGACUUUGUGACGGAGCUCCAACGUCUACCUGAGGAGAUCUGCCAAUAUCUGCAGACGGUCCUGGAGUCCAAAGGUCUCUGCAGCGACGCCCUCUUUUCCUUAUCCAAUCAUAGCAGCCCCAGCUCCAGCUCAGGCACGCCCUCCAACUGCUCCACGCCCACUUUACCCUUAACGCCCAAUAGCAGCGCCUGGAAUAGGAGCCUAGACAAUGGCAUCGCCUCAGUGGUGGAUUCAUCCUCUUCCUCUACUCCUGUCCAAUCAGAGUUGACCAUGGUGUGAAUUUAAUUAUGUGUAUUUUAUCAUAAUGGUUCUUGGGCUUUAAUUGGUGGAAAAAACAUAUUUUUUCUUGUUUUCAUUUUUUUUAUUUGUUUUUAAUUGUAAUUUUAUUUUUUAUUCGAUUAAAUAUCUUAAGAUGUUGAUUUGUUCAAUUCUUCUAUCCAGGGUUUUAGAGGUAGAGACAAAAGUAAACCAAAGUUUUAAAAUAAAUUUUCUGUUAAUUCGUCA